AUGCGAAAAAAAAAGCAAACAAACAAACCUCAAUCCCAGAAUUCCAAAGCAAGUCUUCCUCUCUCUCUCUCUCUCUCUCUCUCUCUCUCUCUCUCUCUCUCUCUCUCUCUCUCUCACUUCAGUACCUGCCUUAACAGAGAUCGAGCAUCAACACAUAUCUAUGUGAACCCGAAUCCGGAUAUGCCUUUGCUAAACCGGAAAUCCUUUCUUUCCUUCUUUAUAUUGUUCUUCUUUCUUUCUUUCUUUCUUUCUUGCUCUUUUUUAUGCUUUCAUUUUUGUCAAUUCUUUUUAUUUCUUUUUCCAUGUCCUUUCUUUCCUUUGUUUCUUUGUUUUCUUCUUUCUUUCUUUUUCUUUCUUUCUUUCUUACGUUUUUUCCAUGUUCUUUCUUUCUUUCCUUUUUCAUUUCCUUUCUUUCUUUCCACCUAUUUUUAUGCAUUCCAUUUUCUUCUUUUCGUAUACUUUCCUUCCUUAUUUCUUUCUUUCUUUCUUUCUUUCUUUUCUUUCUAG
Acanthosepion pharaonis is the source of this 507-nucleotide messenger RNA. The record is from the annotation of a GenBank genome assembly. Lineage: Eukaryota; Metazoa; Mollusca; Cephalopoda; Sepiida; Sepiidae.